AUGAUAAAUAUUACAGUAUUACUGUGUAUUACAGACACCGAAAAUGACUGUUCAACAGAAGGAGUUACACAUAUAUUGGACGAAAAUGAGUCCAACGAUCCCUCGGAUCAGAAACAAGAUAUUUCUAGAGGUUAUCUAAGUUUUUCAGAAAAUUCAACGCCUUCACGCUGGAAAAAGUUCAUUCUAAUAAGAAAAGGGACCGGGAGAAAACAAGAAGAAAUCUGGGCCAUAGGUACAAAACAUACCAAGGGACUGAAAUGGAACCUAAAGCUAUUGGAGAACCAUGACGAAAAUGAGUCCAACGAUCCCUCGGAUCAGAAACAAGAUAUUUCUAGAGGUUAUCUAAGUUUUUCAGAAAAUUCAACGCCUUCACGCUGGAAAAAGUUCAUUCUAAUAAGAAAAGGGACCGGGAGAAAACAAGAAGAAAUCUGGGCCAUAGGUACAAAACAUACCAAGGGACUGAAAUGGAACCUAAAGCUAUUGGAGAACCAUGACGAAAAUGAGUCCAACGAUCCCUCGGAUCAGAAACAAGAUAUUUCUAGAGGUUAUCUAAGUUUUUCAGAAAAUUCAACGCCUUCACGCUGGAAAAAGUUCAUUCUAAUAAGAAAAGGGACCGGGAGAAAACAAGAAGAAAUCUGGGCCAUAGGUACAAAACAUACCAAGGGACUGAAAUGGAACCUAAAGCUAUUGGAGAACCAUGACGAAAAUGAGUCCAACGAUCCCUCGGAUCAGAAACAAGAUAUUUCUAGAGGUUAUCUAAGUUUUUCAGAAAAUUCAACGCCUUCACGCUGGAAAAAGUUCAUUCUAAUAAGAAAAGGGACCGGGAGAAAACAAGAAGAAAUCUGGGCCAUAGGUACAAAACAUACCAAGGGACUGAAAUGGAACCUAAAGCUAUUGGAGAACCAUGUAAAUGCAAAAACAAAUGUAGAACAAGCCUGA
Molecule: messenger RNA, 939 nt
Organism: Diabrotica balteata
Lineage: Eukaryota; Metazoa; Arthropoda; Insecta; Coleoptera; Chrysomelidae
Source: the annotation of a GenBank genome assembly